Entelurus aequoreus (snake pipefish) is the source of this 2902-nucleotide messenger RNA. RefSeq names its product cd8 beta (gene cd8b). Lineage: Eukaryota; Metazoa; Chordata; Actinopteri; Syngnathiformes; Syngnathidae. Gene Ontology annotation, molecular function: MHC class I protein binding; coreceptor activity. Gene Ontology annotation, biological process: regulation of immune response. Gene Ontology annotation, cellular component: cell surface. The transcript is spliced from 6 exons. Bases 1865 to 2536 code for a protein of 223 amino acids. The record is from RefSeq and is a predicted model, not a curated record.
AACUAUAAUCCAUGUAUGGUUAAAAGUGUAUAAAACUGCUACUCUCAUACUAUGUUUUAAUUCAUACUGCCCUAUAGUAAAGACAUUGGUUCUUUUUGAGGUUGUCCCGGUCUUCCACCUCGCUGUGUGUCAGAAAUGAGCGCCUAUGUGAGUAAAUAGAAGCAACAUCUCGGCAGAUGUCGACGAAACAUCACCAAAGCUUUAAUAGCCGAGUGAUGCCUAACCAAAGCUCUUUUGAGAUCUCCUGUUUUCACAGAAUCCUGUGGUUUCAUUCCAUGCCUCACUCGAGUCGUCGGCCCACUCAGUACUUUUGGGGACCCACAUCCUCUCACUCGAAGACCACCGUGCGAACACCUCAGACAAUCUUACUGCGCUGUCACCCGUUUCAACCCAUUCUGUCCAAGCCAAACACUUAAUGUGUGGCGCACUUGUGCUCAGAUCUUUUUUUUAUUUAUUUACGUUAUUGCAACCAGUUCAAAAGCAUUUUUUUCCCUUUAGUGUGAUAAUGUAUAAUUUAUUAAUUCUUCAUGUUGAUGUCUCAACUACAUUUUUCAUCCUUAAGUCUUACUGUGUUUUUUGGUGUUGUAGGUCUUCACUGAAGCUGGGUUAGUAGGACUCCACUGAGCUGGAGGUUACACACCUGAGACCACACCACUGCAAGCUGCUGCUAUGUCACAGCACAACUUCUGUGUGUGUGUGUGUGUUCUUGUAUUUCUACCCUUCUUGAGACAUCAACAAGGAAAAGUAGCUUCCAGAUGAGGACCGGUGAACAAGUUAGGAGUGAAAUCAUGGUCCCAAUAUGGAAAACCAUUGCAUCUAAUAGGGAAUGUCUCAUUUGCACCCCUGCUGGUGAAAUGAGAGUGGUCCCAAACAGGAGGGAUUUUUCUAAUUGACUAUGGGUCGGUUUUAAAAGUGCUCCCCUUCUGGUCAACAUAUGAAAUAAUAAGUGUGUGUAAACAUUUGAAGUGUUCCCCCUCUGGCCAACAUAUGUAAUAACAAGUGUGUGUAAGAAAUUGAAAUGUGCCCCCUUUGGCCAAAAUUAAUACAAAUAAAUAAAUAUAUCUAUAGAGACAUACAAUAAUAACUUGAAGUAAAUCAUGAAGAUUAAAAAACCAUUCCAAACAAAAAAAAUUAAAACAUUUUUUACUAAAAGCUUAACUUUUUUAUAUUUGCAUAGUAUGUAUAUAUUAUUAAUGUUAUAGAUAACAAUAUUUAUAUAUCUAGAAAGGUUGGUCCUAAAGAGGGAGGCAUUUUUCGGAGGUCUCAGGAAGGUAACAAAUACAAGAAUGUGUGAGCGUGUGUGUGUGUGUGUGUGUGUGUAUUACUGUGGCUUUCUUUUUUAGCUUUGUGAUGUUUCACUCCUUCAGCCUUUUUCUCUCUGUUGAAUUAUUUCUAUUUUCUGUGAAUAAUUUGCCAGUCUGAGGACACAUUAGGUACACUAGCACGGUAUGAACUUUUUAAAAAAAAAUAUCCUAAGAGGAUCCUCUGCAGUGGACAUUUUUUUUGUCUUGUUUUAAUUUCUAUCUUAGACUUAGACAAACGUUAUUAAUCUCCAAGGAAAAUUAUUCCAACUGUUUGAACAAUUUCCCUUGUGGAUUAAUAACGUUUGUCUAAGUCUUAUCAGUUCCAUUUGUUUUUUUGCUGACACUUGUUUUCUUCUAAUAAGCAAGCAAGCAAUCAUAUAAACACUGUUAACUAAAACGGUUUUCAAAUGAACUUAAUGCGCAAAUGUUGCUUUCUUUCGCAGCCCUUUCUGAUAGGUGGUGUGUGUGUGUGUCACAGCAGAGUGUUACCAUGACGACUUAAGGCCCCGGCACGUUGGACCCUCCCAUCAUCUCAAGAGUGAUAGGCAGCUGGAAAACAAAUGAUCAGCCGCUGCUCCUCAAAACUCCACUCAAGAGCCACCGAGAUGCCAACCCUCGCACCUGAAGCCACCCUGCUGGCUUGGAGCUUUCUGGUGGCAUCACUCUGGACAUCAGGUUCAACACAGGUCCUGCAAGACAGCAAUUCCAAAAGGGUGUACCCACAGCUGCUCAGUGCCCAGGCCAUCGACUGUGACUGCGCCAACAUGUCCUGCAGCACCGCCCAGUGGUUCCGCACUGUUUUCAGCUCUAACCAAGUCCAAUACCUGGGCAGGAUCAACAGCGCCGAGCGUCUUUUUCACGGGGACAACGUGGACCCGGGAAAGUUCAAACUCAGCAGAAAGAGGAGCGACGAAGCCUUCACGCUGCACGUGGUCAACGUGUCCCAAGACGACGCGGGAACUUAUUCCUGUGUUUCCACUAACAAGAGAAACCAGGAAAUGUGGCACGCUGGUGUUCUUCUUCUCCCAGGAGUGAGCCCUCCAACUGUACCACCUGCCAGUACACCUGUGACUCCUGACUGUAGCUGCACCUUGCAAGAUGUUUGUGACUCGCUGAUCCUGUGGUCGCUAGCUGGACUCACCAGCGUGUUGAUGCUAACGCUGGUCUUCACUCUCUACUAUUUCAGCCGACUGCCCAGAAAAUGUCGACACCACUUUGUGAAGAGGAGGUAGAAGACAUGUGCCAUAUUACUGUAUGUAUUAUUUAUAAAUCUUCAUGCAUCUGUGCAGACUUUUCUCCACACAAUUAUUUUGUUGGACAAAGAUUUAUAGAAAGGGACGCUCACUUCAAAUAUAACAACAUGUUUUGUUGAACUGCUUUACUUUUUAAUACUGUGUGACUUUUCCUGCUUGUCUCGUCAGUAAGAUGUCUGAUUGUCCUGUGACGACAUCUGUUGCAAUGCAUUCUGGGACAGCAUUACAGUGUUCAACAUGCAUGAAUUACUGUAAAUAUUGUAAUAGACGUGAAGCUAAAACUAUUCAUAUCAUGCAGAAGUUCGUUGAUGCCAGCAUUUCAACUUCAAAUGUGAAAAUAUUAAC